Messenger RNA from Armigeres subalbatus, 2684 nucleotides. Its product is annotated as synaptic vesicular amine transporter-like. Gene Ontology annotation, biological process: transmembrane transport; aminergic neurotransmitter loading into synaptic vesicle. Lineage: Eukaryota; Metazoa; Arthropoda; Insecta; Diptera; Culicidae. The record is from RefSeq and is a predicted model, not a curated record. Gene Ontology annotation, molecular function: serotonin:sodium:chloride symporter activity. The coding region runs from base 254 to 1828 and encodes 524 amino acids. The transcript is spliced from 9 exons. Gene Ontology annotation, cellular component: terminal bouton; synaptic vesicle membrane.
UUGUGAUUAGGGAAGAAAGCAUCUCGCGUUCGGGCGUCCGCCGUUCUUUCGACCCAGCUUAAAAUUCGGGUACGCGUGUUCUACGUUGGAUGCUGGAUUUACAAUUCUGCUGAUUGAAAACUGGUGCACAUAUCUUAGCGUGGAUGAAAUAGUGUUGAAUGGUGUAAACGUUUCAAUAUAGCUUAGUAAUAAUUGCUGCUAAUUGGAUACCUUCUACCUAGUCAAGCGUCAAUAGGGCUCUCAGUGAGUUGCAAUGCAAACAACGGACCCGGGGGGAAACGGCCAAGGACCCACCGCUGCGGCUAAUAACAACUACAACAGUACCACGUCGUCGACAACUUUGCCACCGAAACCGCCGCCACCACAGCAAACGCCUCCACCGGGAUCAUGGGGAUCGCUAAAGGCCAGCAUCUUGCGAUGGCGUGGUUCCAGGCGCCUGGUGCUCGUCAUCGUUGCCAUUGCGCUGCUGCUCGACAAUAUGCUGCUGACCGUCGUUGUGCCAAUCAUUCCGGAAUUCCUGUACGACAUCAGACACCCCGAUGCCCCUCUAGCUAGCUUUCCUAAAACACCACCGACGACGCUUUCACCGUGUGAGAAAGAAACCACUACUCCGUACAAUGGGAUUGACAUCACCACUCCUGGUUAUGAUAACGCAAGUUGGCAUGCAGAACGAGAGGAACGUCACAAGGAGCUGGUGGAGGAAACGGUUGAAGUUGGCCUUAUGUUUGCAUCGAAAGCUUUCGUCCAGCUACUUGCCAACCCCAUAGUCGGUCCAUUAACGCAUAAGAUAGGUUAUAGUAUUCCCAUGUUCACUGGGUUCGUUAUUAUGUUCAUUUCUACAUUAAUUUUUGCAUUCGGUAGAACGUAUCCCGUUCUAUUCCUGGCUAGAGCAUUGCAGGGUAUAGGUUCGUCUUGUUCGUCCGUGUCCGGCAUGGGAAUGCUGGCCGAUCGAUACACCGACGACAAAGAACGUGGCAACGCCAUGGGUAUAGCGUUAGGUGGAUUAGCUUUAGGCGUACUAAUUGGUCCUCCGUUCGGAGGAAUAAUGUAUGAGUUUGUUGGAAAGUCGGCUCCGUUCCUGGUGUUGUCUGCCCUGGCUCUUGGUGAUGGACUCCUGCAGCUGGUGAUGAUGCAACCAUCGGUCGUAAUUGAGGAAUCCGAUCCACCUUCGUUGAAACAGUUGGUUAUGGAUCCGUACAUUAUUGUGGCGGCCGGAGCGAUCACCUUUGCCAAUAUGGGCAUUGCCAUGUUGGAACCGUCAUUGCCCAUUUGGAUGAUGGAUAACAUGGGUGCUAGCCGGUGGGAACAAGGCGUGACUUUCUUACCAGCAUCAAUCAGUUAUCUAAUAGGAACGAAUCUCUUUGGACCACUGGGUCACCGUAUUGGACGGUGGCUUGCCGCGCUUCUAGGUCUGGUUAUCAUUGGUCUGUGCCUGCUGUGUAUACCAAUGGCCACCUCGAUCCACCAUCUAAUCAUCCCGAAUGCUGGUCUCGGGUUCGCCAUCGGUAUGGUGGACUCAUGCAUGAUGCCGGAGUUGGGUUACUUGGUGGAUAUUCGCCACUCGGCCGUGUACGGCAGUGUCUACGCCAUCGGAGAUGUGGCUUUCUGCUUAGGCUUCGCAAUCGGACCCGCUCUGAGUGGUACCUUGGUAAACACCAUCGGUUUCGAGUGGAUGUUGGUGGGAAUUGCAAUUCUGUGCUUCCUGUACGCGCCAUUACUGACACUGCUACGGGCGCCACCGACCAAGGAGGAAAAGAAGUCUCUGAUAGUUGGAGAGCGAUCAUCGGUGCGUUACGUGACAUACCAAAACGAGGACGACGAUGAGUAAGUAUGGUUUAGCUACUACAGACACUGAAGUAUUCCAAAAUACGCUAGUCAAUGAACCCCGGAGAACCAAUUUCGAACAACGCGCUUCUUACAAUGAAGGAUGAGGCCAAAUUCAUGCUGGAGAAGUUUUGAGAGGGAGGGAGAUGCAGUACGCCCUCGGUUUAUGUGAGAAAAGUACAUAUGAGCUCAAGUGAUUUUAACGUAUUAAGUAAAUAUUUUGAAUGAUGUGGUAUUAUCCAGAAAAAAUAUUGUUGGAUAGCUAUCGCUAGUAUGUACCAGCACCACACUUGUUGAAUAGAGCACUGAUAAAGAUUACUAUAGAAUGAGUAAAUUUAGGCAAAUUGUGGAUGCAGCUGAAAAAUGAUCAUGAAAAUGGAGAAAAGGAAUACUCUGUAACUUAUCACUAUCACAUCUAUACAUAAACUGUAAAUGGUACUAAAACCGAGAGGAAAAUCUCUAUUCCGCCGGAAUUAGUGGAGACGAAAAUUGAAGCUCAAACAAAACAAAAAAUUUAAUCAAAAAAAUAUAGAAUUACUCCCUGCGAACUCGCAAGUCAAUCGGUUUCCAGGGGAGUUUUGAUUGUUUUUUAACAAACGGUAAUGUAAUUAAGUAUCAAUAUUGAUUUGUCGAAAUGUUUACGAAACAAAACUUAUGUCCAUUUUCUUUUGUAUUCAUUUAUACCGAUUUUUUUUAUAUAUUCAAAUCUAUUUCUUGUGAAUGAUGUCUAGGCUAUGGUUGUGUUUUUUCCCGAAAUAUUUUACUGUGUAUUAACAUGUUUGUGUUCUAAUAUAUUUAUUUAUAUGGAAAAUAAAAUGCAUUCGAAGCUCCCUUUGAAACCGAACGAGCCUAGCCGAUGA